This is a messenger RNA of Boeremia exigua, 1023 nucleotides long. RefSeq lists its product as uncharacterized. Lineage: Eukaryota; Fungi; Ascomycota; Dothideomycetes; Pleosporales; Didymellaceae. Bases 1 to 1023 code for a protein of 340 amino acids. The transcript has a single exon. The record is from RefSeq and is a predicted model, not a curated record.
AUGGCCGACAAACUCGAAGCCCCGUUCACACCCCGACCUCUCCCAACGACUUCAGCCGCUACAUCGCCAACCUCAUCGCAACAACUCAAUCAUGUCGUCCUUGACACCCCAACCCUCUCAACGCUGGACUCCCUCCCCACCCUCGCCGGCCGCGGCGCCACCGCCUUCCUCGCCAACGACGACAUCCCCGCCUUCCUGGCGCAAGACCUCGACCUCUCCCGCCUCAACGCCAUCCACGCGCACCUGUGGAUGGCGGGCCGCCCCAUGCGCGCGCGCCCCCUGCACCGCUACAAGAUGUACGCCUACGAGCCCCUCGCCACCACGCAAAUGGACCUGCACCUGCUGCGCUUCUCCAACAAAAUCCUGCUCAAGCCGCUGCCCGACUACCUCCUCGACGCCGCCUUCUGGCGCACCCACCUGACCUCCCCGCCAUUGUGGGAAGCCGCCGCGGGGCUGCUGCUCAGCUACACCUGGCUCCUGACGACCCCGCUGGACCUCGCGCUCGCGCACGCCCACGCCCUCGUCCCCGCGGCGCUGACCUGGGCCUGGUGGAAGCCCUUCGCGAGCGAGGUCCUGCGGCGCCUGGGCCUCGCCGCGCACGCCGUGAACCCGCGCUUCGCGUUCGGCGAUCUGCGGCUCGCCCGCGUUAAUUCGAUCUACCGCACGCGCUUCUUCGCGACGCAUUUCGUGAGGGGGUAUUUGUACGGGUAUAACCGCUACGCGCUGUUUUUCGAGCGCAACGUCGCGUGGCUGCUCGUCGUGUUCGUGUUCCUGGGCUUGGUUUUAAGUGCGAUGCAGGUCGGGACGGCGCUGGACGAGUUGAAUUCCAGUCGGGUGUUUUUAAGGGGCGCGUUUGGGGUCGUGGUGCUGUGUAUGGUGUGUGUGGUGGCGGUGUUGGGGGGUGUUGGGGUGGUUUUCGCGGGCGUGUUCUUUUGGAAUAUGGUGGCUGCGGUGAGGCAUGCGGGGAGGGAGGAGAGGGAGAGGCGGAGGGCGAGGAAGCGGGGGGGUGCGAAGGAGGUUUGA